Ylistrum balloti is the source of this 1425-nucleotide messenger RNA. RefSeq names its product carbohydrate sulfotransferase 9-like. Gene Ontology annotation, cellular component: membrane. NCBI's taxonomy places the organism in Eukaryota, Metazoa, Mollusca, Bivalvia, Pectinida, Pectinidae. The coding region runs from base 1 to 1425 and encodes 474 amino acids. Gene Ontology annotation, biological process: carbohydrate biosynthetic process. The transcript is spliced from 4 exons. Gene Ontology annotation, molecular function: sulfotransferase activity. The record is from RefSeq and is a predicted model, not a curated record.
AUGACGUUUAUACUUGCAAAACUUCGCAAUAUUUCGAGAAAUCGACACCAUAGGAAAAUCGUGAUUCUGAUAUGUAUGGUUGGGACAGUGUUGAUGGUCGCAAAGUACCACAGGAGUGCGGCCGUCCGGAAUGUACCUAAAGACACCAUGCAACUUGUAGAGCACCUGGUUAACUUUGCAACUAAAAACACAUCUCAAGGUGCCGCCCAGGAAGUAAACAGUGAGCCGGGUCCUGUAAAUUGUACCUGUAAAUGUCCAGAAGUCGUAACCGUCCCAGCACCAAUGGAACCUGUAGUGACUGGAAAACCCUACAGAAACCCAGUACAAAUUGGACGAAGAGCCACCAUGCUGAAGGAAUGCAAAAAGCUUGGAAACAACUACAAUGGAACUCUCCCAGAUUCGAAAAUAAAGGCAAAUAUGAUAUAUGACGAGAAAUCCAACCUUGUAUUUUGUGAUAUACCAAAGGCUGGGUCGACUUUUCUGAAACAAGUUCUCCAUAUUGUGGCUGGCCAUCGCCAUAAAAAGGAUCCGUUUAGUAUAGAAGGGAGUGACGUUCACAGAAUCCCCUUUACUACUUUCAGUAAGAUUCCUUACGACCAGGCACUGAAACGACUCGUCCAUUCGAUUAAGUUCCUGUUCGUCCGAGAUCCAUAUUCCAGGAUGCUUUCCGGAUAUGUAGAUAAACUUUACACCAAUAAUUAUAUAUUCUGGGGUAAGACUGGUAAAGGAAUCGUUGAAAACCACAGAAUAAAUGCUUCGAGACUUUCCAAAGAAUGUGGUCACGAUAUUACCUUCUCAGAGUUCAUCCAACACGUGAUCAAGUCGGAAACUUCCGGUAAUCAUCGGGAUCCGCACUGGUAUCCGAUGUUUGAUGCAUGCCGUCCCUGUAGUCUUGAAUAUGAUGUUAUAGGAAAGAUGGAAUCAUUUAAAGAAGAUCUUGAGAACUUCCUUAAAAGUCAAAAUCUACAGAAUAUUGUUGAUAUUUCUAACAUGAAUCAAGGAAACGAUAAUGUCGCAGUCACGGUCACGGUUAACAGAGCGUUUGAAGCGGUUAGAGAAAGGCCUAAAUGUAUUCCUUUACAGCAUGCGCUGGUCCGUGCAUGGAAAGUUCUGCAAAUUCGUGGAGUUUUAAGUCCGUUGUCAAACUUUCCGUAUGAAUUGAUAAAGAACAGUCCAAAUAUAACACAACCCAAAUUUCAGGAUAUAGUCGUGAAGGAAAUGAAACAGACUCCUAUGAAUCAAUCACAGAAAGCGAUUUCGCGACAACAGGCAAUGAUCCACGCCUACAGAUCUGUGUCAUCAGAAAUCUUGAAGAACUUUACGACUGUUUUCCAUCCAGACUUCGCUGUGUUCGGAUACGAUAAAAACCUUGGAAAAAAAGAUGAAAAGUUUUUAACAUGGGAUCCUUUCAAACUCAACUUUUAA